CUAGCAACGGAGUCAAGCGUUAAAUGCAAAAAAAAACAAGAAAUAUAGGUCUCUCUUAUCUUAUAAUAUCGUAUAUUAUAAACAGUUUAAUGUCAUGAAUAGGAACCAUUACCUUUAAUAUGGGUCUAUCAGCAUUUUACGACGUUGUAUUUUUGAUGUAAUAUACGUUUAUAUUGUUUAUAUGAUGUUUAUAUCGUAUAUAAUAUAACAAAUAUUAACAUUGUCACUUUGAGACAGAGAUAUACUUAUGUUUCCAUAUACAGUUAAAACGGGAAUUCAUUCAAUGAUUCGAUCAAGGCCUAUAUGUGAUUAGAUUAUUAAAAUAAGGGGCGUUUCUUCGUCCCAGAUUUUUAAUCACAUUUCACCAAAUUUGUCUGGAGCCUGAGUCAGCAUUAGUCAUAAGGAUGCUGUUUAUAAGCACAACCUGGACACAUCAGACACAUUCGAUUAGUCCCUGGGGAUUCCGCCUGAUUAGCUGCAUUUGCUGUUGCAGUUUGUGCCUGAAAUAAGUAAUACUUUGGGAACUUCAUACAUACAUUUAUCAUCAUGUGGAUCAGAUGGAUAUAUUAUUGCGGAAUCGUAUUUUUUAUCCUGUCUCCGGUUCAAGGCACGAACAGACAUGAACCAUUGGCCUGUAAUUGCAAUGGGAAGUCGAUCGGUUGUAUUUGGGACACCGAUGGCCCGCGGUGCCUGAACUGCCAAGAAAACACAGAGGGUCGGCAGUGUGAGAGGUGCAAAGAGGGCUUUUAUCACCAGAGAGCAGGAGAUCCCUGUUUACCCUGCAACUGCAAUUCUGCCGGUUCGACCAACCCUCAAUGUGACGCUGCCGGUGUUUGUAGCUGUAAGCGCGGCGUCCGGGGUGACAAAUGUGACCGCUGUAACAAUGGAGCCCCCGUUACCCCAAUCGGCUGCACACAGAGCUGCAGGACUCGAAGCAGCAGUCAGCCACUGAGCGGCCAGCCAGAAUGCCCAUCCUGUUUCUGCCAUGGACACUCUGAUACCUGCUCCCCAGCGGAGGGAUACUCAGUUCUCACCAUCUCUUCCAGCUUCAGUAGUGGGACUGAGGGCUGGCGAGCCGCUGCAGCUUAUGGCACUGCAGGCUCCAGUGUUCGAUUCCAGUGGUCCUCCAGGCUUCGGAGCCUUGAGGUCUUCUCCGACAGCAGCGUGCCACUUUAUCUUCUGGCUCCAGCUUCCUACCUGGGCAACCAGCAGUUGAGCUACGGUCAAACACUGUCCUUUUCGCUCCGGCUCGACUGGGGGGUUCGCUAUCCCUCCACCAGCGACGUGGUGCUUGAGGGGGGGGGGCUGAGGGUGGCUGCCCCACUUGGAGACCUACAUCGAGUCAUUCCCUGUGGACAGAAAACCACAUAUAGCUUCAGACUUGACGAGAGCCCAGUGAGCAAAUGGCAGCCUACACUUACCUCUCUGCAGUUCCAGAUCCUCCUUCAAAAUGUCACGGCCAUCAAGAUCCGUGGCACAUUUGGCAGAAGAAGCCGUAGUUACCUUGAUGAUGUGCAGCUUGUAUCAGCCAGGCAGGGGCCUGGCACUCCCGCUGGAUGGGUUGGGAAGUGCAGUUGCCCUGUUGGGCACGAAGGGCAAUUCUGUGAGCGAUGUGCCGUGGGAUACAGAAAAAUGGACCCUGCAAAGGGUCCCUUUAGCCAAUGCACACCUUGCAGUAAUGCUGACACAGGAGAAUGCCUGCCCAGAGAUGACAGCUCCAGGUUUCCACCCGGGGUUGAUUGCUCAGUGACACCAGGGUCCAUUGAUGGGAGAUGUGACCGAUGUUCUCCGGGGACGACCGGCGCACGGUGCAACAUGUGUGAAGAUGGUUUCUACGGCGACCCCUUGGGGGAAAGUGGUCCCCGGCAACCUUGCCAACGGUGCCAGUGCAACGGGAACAUAGAUCCCAAUGCCGUAGGCAACUGCCAUCGCUUGACAGGACAGUGCCUCCAGUGCCUAAAUCACACAACUGGGUUCUUUUGUGAGAGCUGCCAAGACGGCUUCCAUCGCAGCCACGCAUCUGAUAACUGCAAAGCUUGCAACUGCAACCCUCUGGGCUCCACCUCAAGGGAGUGCAGCAGCAGCGGCCAGUGUCUGUGCAGAGAAGCUUUUGAGGGACCCAAGUGUGACCGGCCCGCGUGCCCCAGCUGCUUUGACCGUGUUAAACAUAAGGUGGGGGUACACUUCUCUAAACUGCAUGAACUGGAAGGUUUACUCCAGAAGAUCGAGAGUGAUGUUGUUCCGGCAAAUACCGCACAGCUGCUGAGGCACAUUCAGCUUGCAGAGCUCAUAUUGGCUGAAAUGCAGAUGAACAGCAACCAGCUCACAGACACUGAGAACGGUUUGCUAGGUCGCUUGGAGGAGCUAAGCCAAGCUCAGUCCCGUGAGAGCAGUAGCUUGCAGUCUGUGAGCGACACGCUGGGCGCCGUGAGCCAGCAGGAGAGGCAGUAUCAGAGGCGUGCGUCCGAUAUCGACCUUCUGCUCCGAGACGUGAGGCAUCAGCUGCUUAAGGCCAAGACAGACAUCCGAAAUGCUGAACUUGCUUUACAUGAUGAUAAUGGAGACACCACCUAUAUUUCCAGCCUGGCUGAGAAAGCUGUCAACCUUGCAAAGAAGCAGCAAGGAGAGGCAGACAUGGUAGACCAGACUGCCAAGAGUGCCCUUGCUGAGGCAGAGAAUGCCAAGGGUCUAAUACGCCCUGUCCUGCUGGGAGAAAACAAGGUCGCUGAACUUGUCAAUGACCUUCAGAUUGGGUAUAAGUGGAACUCCACAUUUGUAACGGGCAUGAAGAAGGAGGCCGCUCUCUUGAGGUCCUCAGCUGAGCGAGAGAGCAGAGCUGGGGAGGGGGCACUGAAGCGAGUCUCCCAGCUGGAACCACUCUUAGAUGGAGUCCAGGGGAUGGAUGGUGUGGUGUCAGAUUUGGGGACCCUAAAGGAAAGCACGGAAACAAGCCUGUUGGAAUACCAGGAUCUAAAAGCAGGCAUUGAGGCAGAGAGAUCCGGGAUGAGCGACCUCCUGGCCAAAGGAGAAGCAGCUCAACAGAUACAUAAUCAGCUUCUCUCAAGAGCAAAUGCUGCAAAGGCUAAUGCGGACGCCUCUCUCAUGGACAUCACCAAGAACAUGGACGGGCUGCUCAAUGUCCAUAGCAAGCUAGAAGGAUUCAGCAAGCAGCUGAGCACCAACAGAGCGGAGGCGGAGAGGAGCCUGGAGAGGCUGCGGGACAUCGCAGAUGUUGUGCAGGGGGCUGUCAGCAGCAACACCCAGUCGCUGGACAUCAUGGGCAGGGUUCAGGGCGACUACAGGGAGGCCCUGGGAACCUUCCGGAACCUCAGGGAUGCUGUUACCUACACAGAGGAGCUCCCCCCCACAUUAAGGGCCAGCCAUGAUAUGCUGAAGGAUGUGGCCACGCUGGCAGGCGACAUGAAGCAGCUGGAAGCCGAGGCCACCAGCAGAAUGAAGGAACUGGCUUUGGAGGCAGAGCGUGCAAAGCAGCGUGAAAUGGAAGCCAGAGAGGCCUCAGCACAAGCAGCUGGUACUUCUGGCUUCGUGAAGGGAGUGAAGGACUCUGUAGACAAAACCCUGCAGUAUGUUGGUGCUCUGCUCUCCACCAGCAGCUCACCAGGCUCGACCGACAUCACAGGCAGGAAAAGCUACAAUGAGCUGGAGUUAUCAAUAGCUGACGCACGCAAAAUGGUGACCCAGCUACUGAAACCACGGCUACAGAAGCUAGAAGAGAUGGAGGCAAGUCAGAUGGCCAAGGCCAUGAGUCUAAACGCAGAUAUCGACAACAUCCUGUUGGACAUCAAGAACCUGCAGGACAUCCAGAGGACCAUUCCAGUGGGUUGCUUUAAUGCUCAACCCAUUGAGAGCCCUUAAAGGGCACAACAGCUCCACAAAACUGUCAGCAUCUGGAUCUGUGUGAAAUGUGAGGAUUUUUUGUACUGCUUUAUGUAUUUCUAUAGAAAGUUAUAAAUACAAUACUGUGCAAAAGUAAAUUACGAAUAAAUGAGUUGGUGGUGAAAUUUAAGAAAUACAUGGAAUGACUGGGGAACUCCAAGGAGACGUUUGGUAUUAAUCUAGCUAUUAAACUAGAUAUCAGUAACUUUUAUUUACUUCCCAGAUAAAUAGCUUUAAACAUUUUCCUUGACAACCUAAGACUUUUGCUCAGUACUGUAUAUAUCAGUGCAAUGGUUUAUUUAAAAAAAAGAAAAGAAUUAUUUAUAUUUUUCACAGGCAAAGGAGCAGCAAUGUUCCAUAGUUUUUAUUGUGUUAGGAUUUGUUUCGUCGAAUUUGUGUCUAUUUAUAUUGUUGGCACUAGUGUAUGUUGCAUUAAAUACAACAAAAAACAUUA
Paramormyrops kingsleyae is the source of this 4351-nucleotide messenger RNA. RefSeq names its product laminin, gamma 2 (gene lamc2). Gene Ontology annotation, biological process: tissue development; animal organ morphogenesis; axon guidance. The record is from RefSeq and is a predicted model, not a curated record. NCBI's taxonomy places the organism in Eukaryota, Metazoa, Chordata, Actinopteri, Osteoglossiformes, Mormyridae. Gene Ontology annotation, cellular component: basement membrane.